AUGGCCGCGUGAGUCGAGUCAGAUGUUGUACAGUCGUGUCCUACAUUGUCGAACUGACCAAACCGACGAUCGACUUGUGUGGUUCCGUCGUGCAGCGCUGUUGUUGAUUGGGGUCGCAUCACGACCAAGCUUGGUCUGCACAAAGGUCCGUACUAGGCCGCUCAGACCACUCGUUUCGAAACUUUGAUCCUAUUCUAUACCCUAACAACCCUCUUGUACGCAACCCGCCCAUCGCUUCAUCAGAUACGUUAUCGGCGCUCUCCGCCUUCCGCCAACGAGCCGCCGCGGCGCGCACGGCGCAUACGACCUACUCCGCUCAAGCGCGCACGAUCGACUUUGAGCACUACCGCUCCGUGCUCAAGAACAAAGAGAUCGUCGCCGAGGGGGAAAAGUUGUUCAAGAGCUUCAAACCGGUCGAUUAUGACGUCCAGGCGCAGUUGAAGGCCAUCGCUGCGUUCGAGACCAAGGCUGUGAGUUUGGGGCGGUCGACGCUAAGGGGGGGGGGGGGGGGAGGGGGGCAUGAAUCGUCGGGUCAGGAGGGUCGGCGAUCUUAGAGAGGGUUAGAGGGUUGGGAGGGGGUGGGGUUCGGUGGAGCGAUUGGAAGGGAGCUGGAUCGUAGGGCGGUUACGGGAUGGGCGACGCCGAGGUCUGGGAUGGUCGUGGCCCCCUUACGCGCCGGCCAGCCUAGCCCAGGCUCGGAGGAGGCAUCCCGACCGACCGACCGACCGACCGACCACCGACCGCGCCGAGAGUGACUGAAUCUGCGGACCCAGUCGAGUGUGGCGCAAGAACUGACCACCUCCCUAUUCGGCUCACAUCAGGUUGCUUCGGCCAAGGAGACCGCCAACAAGAUCGACUCCGAGUUGGGUGACCUCAACUCGACCCUCAAGAACAUCGAGAACGCACGUUCGUUCGAUGAGUUGACCGUGAGCAUUCUUUUCAUUCUCUCCGGGCUGCUUCGGCGGGUGGCGCUGUACGGGUACGGGUCGAAUUGGCGUUGACUGAUGAUGUGUUGAAUUGUGUGCGUUGCUAGCUCGACGACGUGGCCAAGGCACGACCCGAGAUCACCAAGGCCGUCGAGACGAUGCUCAAGAAGGGCAAGUGGACCGUUCCCGGUUACACCGAGAGUGAGUUCUUCCCCCUUCAAAGCAUUGCAUCGUUACCCGCAACGACUCACCGAUGGUCUCGUAUUUAUUCUCAUAGAGUUCGGAGUGAGUAGAUCUUGGCGAGAUACAACAUCUGGGUAACCUUUACUGACCUUGUGGCUGGGCUCGUUCUGCUCCUAUUGCAUGUCACCCUCACAGAACUUGAGUGAGUAGCCUCGGGCCAUACCACCGAAGAGUAUAUCUCCAUGCUGACCCAUGUCUACUUUUCGCUGUAUUUAGGCGCCUUCUAAUUGCCGACAACCUCAAAAAGAAGCAUACUUUUCGUCGUGAUGGUUGGUGUAGUUGGAGUUUGAUUAGAAUGACCCGAGUUUUCCUCUCUGAACGAGGAACGGGGAGGGGGGAGGUCUCUUGGCAAUGCAGCAGUUGUGUUUUUUUUUCCUCGAAUUCGUCUUUGGGGCGAGGUGGGCUCCGUUGGGUGGGCGGAGAGCGAUUCGAGAAGUGGUGUGUGUUGUGUGAGACGCUGUGCAAUUGUGCGCUGGUAGCUCGACUCGGAUUGAUCGACGCCGACUGA
Microbotryum saponariae is the source of this 1677-nucleotide messenger RNA. Lineage: Eukaryota; Fungi; Basidiomycota; Microbotryomycetes; Microbotryales; Microbotryaceae. The record is from the annotation of a GenBank genome assembly.